Molecule: messenger RNA, 4260 nt
Organism: Bacidia gigantensis
Lineage: Eukaryota; Fungi; Ascomycota; Lecanoromycetes; Lecanorales; Ramalinaceae
Exons: 7
Coding region: 1-4260 (1419 amino acids)
Biological process (GO): DNA replication; double-strand break repair via break-induced replication; DNA replication initiation
Cellular component (GO): MCM complex; anaphase-promoting complex; nucleus
Molecular function (GO): protein binding; 3'-5' DNA helicase activity; DNA replication origin binding
Source: RefSeq, a predicted model, not a curated record
AUGUCGGCUUUGAACAAAGCUCACGCUGAGAACAUUCGAAACGCGCUAUUGGAAGCUGUUGUAAAGGCCGCAGAGCUCGCUUCUUCCCUUCCUUCCUUGGAAUCGAGCAACUCUUCGUUUGACACCGAUGUGGACUCGCCCAUGCAGGAUGCCGAUGUUCCCCCUCAACGUCCUUCUGUCCUCUCGUCAAAUACUGACCCCGAGGAAGCAAGACUAGAAGCUCACGAGCUUCCAAAGUACCUUUUGGCCAAAUCUUAUUUUGACUGCCGCGAGUUUGAUCGAUGUGCCGCUGUAUUCCUGCCCUUGAACAGCUCACCAAAUUCACUUACCCCCAGAUCGCCCAAUUCCAUCAUGCACCAGAGCAAUAAGGCAGCUAAAGGGAAGUUCAAAGAGUCCAGUCAGGGUUCGAGGCGUAAGUCGUCACUACCUGGCAAUGCAUUACCCUCCUUGAGCCAAAAGUCAUUAUUUCUCGCUCUUUAUGCAAAGUACAUGUCCGGGGAGAAAAGGAAGAUGGAAGAUAGCGAAAUGGUACUUGGACCAGCUGACGGUGGCUCUACAACCAAUAAGGAGCUUUUUGGACUGGCUCGAGUACUUGAAGACUGGUUCGCAGAUCGAGCUUCAAGGGGACUGGAUGACAGGACCCAAGGUUGGAUGGAAUACCUGUACGGCAUGAUCCUUGCGAAAAGCAAGACGGAAGGCAGUGCAAGAAAGUGGCUGGUCCGCAGUGUCAAUCUCUUCCCUUACAAUUGGGACGCUUGGCUUGAACUUGGAGAGCUAGUAAAUAAUGCCGAAGAGCUUCAGGAGCUUGAGCCAGCUCUGCCUCGAAACCUGAUGACCUUGAUUUUUCGUCUGUAUGAGAGACAGGAACUUUAUCAAUCUAACGAAGCCAUCCACGGGGAGCUGAAUGAGUUAGAGCGGGUGUUCACUGACAGCGACUUCCUAAAGACACAACGUGCGUUACUCCACUACCACGACAAAAACUUCGAUGAAGCGGAUGCAAUUUUCUCAGCACUGCUUACCACUUCUCCACAUCGUAUUGACUACCUCGAUCAUUACAGCAAUAUUCUUUUCGUGAUGUCAAAUAGGCCAAAACUUGCUUUCCUUGCUCAAAUAGCUACCGCCACCGAUAAAUUCCGGCCGGAAACUUGCUGUGUGAUUGGCAAUUACUACUCGUUGAAGUCCGAGCAUGAAAAAGCUGUCAUCUAUUUUCGGCGGGCAUUGACCCUAGACCGCAAUUUCUUGUCUGCUUGGACGUUGAUGGGCCACGAAUACGUUGAAAUGAAGAACACGCACGCUGCCAUCGAGUCUUACCGACGCGCUGUCGAUGUCAACCGAAAAGACUAUCGUGCCUGGUUUGGUCUGGGUCAAACAUAUGAGAUUUUGGAGAUGCAUUUCUAUGCAUUAUUCUACUUCCAGCGUGCUGCAAGUCUACGGCCAUCAGACCCGAAGAUGUGGCAAGCUAUGGGACAAUGCUAUGACAAAAUCGAUCGACCAAUGCAGGCGGUCAAGGCCUACAAGCGCGCCUUGGCCCAAGGGUCAUACUAUGAGACUUCUUCGUCCUUCGGGUCUGGAUCUAGCGGAGAGCGCGUUGCUGGAGCAAUGGAUCCAGAAAUAUUGUUUCAAAUCGCUUUGCUUUACGAACGGCUCGAGCAACUCAAGGAAGCGGCGUCAUACAUGGAGCUUACCAUGGCCCAGGAAAACCCGCCGGUUGAUGAUGAGGAUGACCAAUUGGAUGAUGAGAGCAGAAGCGGAGGCAACGGCCCCACAGGCACCACCAGCAGAGCCAGAAUGUGGCUUGCUAAGUGGGAGCUGGCUCAAGGUGGGUGGCAGAGGGCUAUAACAUUAGGUGAAGAGCUGUGUGAAGAUGGCGUGGAGAUCGAAGAGGCGAAAGCUAUCAUCAAGACCGCAAGAGAUAGAAUCGGUGCACAGCGUGAAGAGCACACACUGACAGCAACAAGAGGAAGCACGAGAGGGACAGGCUUCAAUUACAAAUCCAUCGCUGACCUUGACCAACUCACCCUUGCCUGCGGUGGCGCUUCCAGGGAGGCAGUUGCGUUGAGCCUAUCCUCAAUCCUUACGAAGCGCAAAAUGGAUACCCAACGACCUUACUCUUUGAGCGUGCUCGCACCAGACCCAGAUGCGCGAGAUGACUCCAGAGUUCAAAUACAGCAGGAAUUGCGUGACUUCGUCCUCGAGUUUCGGCUGGAUAAUGCAUUCAUCUAUCGAGAUCAAGUUCGAGAGAACGUACUCGUCAAGCAAUUCUUUUGCGAUGUAGACAUUGCACACAUCAUCUCAUACAACGAAGAAUUAGCCCACAAGCUUACCACUCAGCCAGCAGAGAUCAUCCCACUCUUCGAAGCGGCACUUAAAGAAUGUACACAUCGAAUCGUGUUCCCCGCCCUAAAAGCCAGCGAAAUAGAUAUACCCGAACACCAGCUUCUUCUCCACUACUCCUCAGUCUCUCAGAUCUCUAUACGCGAUCUUAACGCUACCAACAUCUCCCAUCUCGUACGCAUUCCGGGCAUUGUCAUCGGUGCUUCCACACUUUCCUCAAAAUCGACUGCCCUUUACAUACAAUGCAGAAACUGCCAGCAUCCAGAAACAUUGAGCGUGAGUGGAGGAAUAUCAGGUAUUUCGCUCCCAAGAGUUUGCUCACGAAAACGCACUGCUGGUGACCCGACGGACAAAUGCCCCUUGGAUCCCUACUUCGUUGUACACGAGAAAUGCCAGUUCAUAGAUCAACAAAUUUUGAAAUUGCAAGAAGCGCCCGACCAAGUACCUGUGGGUGAACUGCCCCGGCACAUCAAGAUCUCCGCCGACCGAUACUUGACUAAUCGCGUUGUCCCUGGAUCAAGAUGUACGGUGAUGGGUGUGUUCUCCAUUUAUCAGAACAAAGAGUCAAAAUCUUCCGGAAACUCAGCCGUGGCCAUUCGGACCCCAUACCUUCGAGCCGUUGGAAUUACUACUGACGUCGAUCAUACGGCCAAAGGAAAUGCUAUAUUUUCGGAAGAAGAAGAGCAAGAAUUUUUGGAAAUGAGCAGACGGCCGGAUCUGUACGAGCGAUUCGCCGAGUGCAUUGCUCCCUCUAUCUAUGGGAAUAAAGACAUCAAGAAAGCGAUCGCUUGCCUGUUGCUAGGAGGCUCUAAGAAGAUUUUGCCCGAUGGCAUGAGAUUAAGAGGCGAUGUCAAUGUUCUUCUUCUUGGUGAUCCCGGUACAGCAAAGUCACAGCUCUUGAAAUUUGUCGAAAAAGUUGCCCCUAUAGCCAUCUACACAUCUGGUAAAGGAUCUUCGGCAGCUGGUCUUACAGCUUCUGUGCAAAGAGACACGAACACGCGCGAGUUCUACCUCGAAGGUGGUGCUAUGGUCCUCGCCGAUGGCGGGGUAGUCUGUAUAGACGAAUUUGACAAGAUGCGAGAUGAAGACAGAGUAGCCAUACACGAAGCAAUGGAGCAACAGACAAUAUCAAUUGCAAAGGCCGGCAUAACGACAAUCUUGAACGCAAGGACAUCAGUCUUGGCUGCGGCAAAUCCGAUCUUCGGUCGUUAUGACGAUCUGAAGUCGCCUGGCGAAAAUAUUGACUUCCAAACGACCAUUCUCUCCCGGUUUGAUAUGAUCUUCAUCGUACGAGACGAGCAUGAGAAAGGGAGAGACGAACGCAUAGCGAAGCACGUCAUGGGCAUCCAGAUGGGUGGACGCGGUAUGGAGGAGCAGGUGGAGGCUGAGAUUCCAGUGGAGAAGAUGAAGCGAUAUAUCAGUUACUGCAAAUCACGCUGUGCGCCCCGCCUCUCCCUCGAAGCCUCAGAAAAGCUCUCCUCACAUUUCGUCUCCAUCCGCAAACGGGUCCACGCCGCAGAAAUCGCUUCGAAUACACGCUCUUCUAUCCCCAUCACCGUCCGUCAACUGGAAGCCAUCAUCCGUAUCACCGAAUCUCUCGCCAAACUGUCUCUCUCUGUCACGGCAACCGAAAGUCACGUCGAUGAAGCCAUCCGUCUCUUUCUAGCCUCGACUAUGGAUGCUGUGACUCAAGGCGAGGGACAAGGGAGCAGAGAGUUGAUGGAGGAGGCUGGCAAGGUGGAAGAGGAGUUGAGAAGGCGGUUGCCGAUAGGGUGGAGCACGAGUUUGGCGACCUUGAGAAGGGAGCUGGUGGAUGGACGAGGGUACAGUGAGGGUGCGCUCGCGCGGGCGCUGAUGAUGUUGCAACGGCGGGAGAGUGUCCAAAUACGGAAUGGGGGAAGUCAGGUGCAUCGGGCUGGUCCUUGA